CUUCCGUUGGGAGGCGGGCGCGGAGGGUUGGUUCGGCAUUACCGGCACCUGGCCCGGGCCAUCGUGCGUGUCACCUUCACCCAGCCUCCAAGAAACUGCGCGCUAGAUGCGCACUCGGGCGUUUCCGGCAGGUGACGCUACCGCGUCCCCGGAGCGGGACUUGAAGGAGGGCCUCAAGCAAUCUGGGCUGAACCAGCGCGCGCCGCUGACGGGGCGGAGCCUUUAAGGAGGCCCCGAGGAUCUUGAGUAGUGGCAGUGCAGAGUGCUCGGGGUGGGAGUACGCUCCUGGAGCGUGGCUGGAGUUGUUAGAACAAGAAACUGGUGGAGAGUUAGUGUGUGUGUGACUAUGAUGGUCUGUGAGGUUGUGAUCCUGUGUGUAUGUGAUUGUGAUGAUGCGACAGUGAUGGGGGUGUGGUUGUGUUGAGUGUGGUGGAGUAAUUGUGAUGGGAUAUUUUUGUCAUGGUGAUGUUUGUAAUUGUCUGUGAUUUAUGAUAACGUGUGUGGUGUUGUCUCUGAUUGUCAGGUAGAUGUGCAGUGUGUGUGAGUGUGGAGGUGUUUGCAAUUGUGAUAUGUGUAGUGGUUCUUGUCUUACCACAUUUGACUUUUGUGUAGCCUUUGGCAUAAUUGGUAACCGCUUGAAAAAAUUUUCUGUAUUUGGUUUCACGUGGUCUUUCCUCCCCACUGGCUACUCUAUCUUAGUCCCCUUUGCUGCCCUUUUUUACCCCCAGCCGUUCUUGGCCCGGUUCUGUUGCUCUCCAGUUUCCCUUGGUGAUCUUUUCCAGUUUUAUUAUUUCAUCUUCCUGUGUCUUCUUUUAUUAUAUGUAUUAGUUAUUGUAAUCAUAAUAAUGCUGCCUAACAAACCACUCUUAAACUCAGUGGCAUGAAACAGCAAACAUUUAUUCUCCUGUUCACAGGUUUGCAGGUUCUGUGUUCAGCUUAUCUAGGCUGGGUUUGCCUGGGUGGCUGGACUGCAGAAUCGAUUGAAACCUGCUCCACGUGUGUUCUUUCUGCAGCUCAGGCUAAAAGGACAGUGGUUACCAGGACGUGUUCUUCUCCUGGUAGAUCACCAGAGUGCAAGACUGAUCAUAAAAACACCCUUAAAAACCUCUGCUCCCAAGUAUACUAAUAUUAGGUUAGCCAGAGCUAUUCAGGUGCCUAAGUGUAACAUUAAUUACACGCAGUCAGAAGGCAAGGCAGAGUUAAAUGGCAAAAAGUGUGAAUAUGUAAUCCUCUUAGAAGGGGGUGAAACAUUGGGACCAAGAUUCCAGUCUACGACAUUAAGAAACAUGCCUCUUUAUCCUGGUGAAUGUCUUUUGGUCCAUGUUCUCUUUUGUCUGAUAAUAUUGCUUUUCGUGUUUUGUUAUUGUAUUUUCCAGGAAUUUCAUUUUACAACCCCUUCCCUUUAUGUCUUUAUACUUCAGGUCUGUCUCUUGUUAAGAGCAUAUUGCUGGACUUUUCCUCUUUUUAUCCUGUUUGACUGUUAUUUUAAUAGCUUGGUGUUCUCCAGAUUCUGCCCUUUUCAAGGAAGAAGAGGAUAUGACCAGUUCUCUUGGAACAGUAACAUUUAAGGAUGUGGCUGUGGACCUCACCCAGGAGGAAUGGCAGCAAAUGAAACCUGCUCAGAGGGACUUGUACCGUGAUGUGAUGCUGGAGAACUAUAGCAACCUAGUCACAGUGGGCUGCGAAGUCACCAAACCAGAUGUGAUCUUCAAGUUGGAGCAGGAAGAGGAACCAUGGGUGAUAGAAGAAGAAAUGCUUGGGAGGCCCUGUCCAGAAUCCAGAAGAGGAGGAGAAAAGAGCUGCUGUUCAUCAAAAGUCAUGGCGAAGGACUUGAAGUUCAAAGAUGUGGCCAUUUACUUCACUCAAAAGGAGUGGGAGUGCUUGCACUCUGCUCAAAAGGAUUUGUACCGAGAUGUGAUGUUGGAGAAUUAUAAUACCCUGAUCUCACUGGGAUUUUCUGAUUCUAAGCCAGAUGUGAUCUCCUUAUUGGAGCAGGGGAAGGAACCUUGGAUGGUUAACAGCAACGAGACAAAAGAAUGGUGCCCAGAUUGGGAGUCUAGAAGAGAAACCAAGAUGCUAAAGGAGGACAGUUAUGAAGUUCAGUCAUUUCAACCAGAGAUAACAAAAAGACUUACAAACUCUACCCUUGAGUAUACUAGGGUCAGAAGUAACAGAGAAAUCAGAUGCCACUUGGAGAGGCUACAGGAAGGACAUUUCAGACAAGCCACAAUAACCUCUGAAAAAAGAUCCACUUCCAUUCAGCGCACAGAUCAUAGAACACCUCAGACAACUCAUACUGGAGCAAAAUCCUGUGAAUCCAAGGAACGUAAGACUUUCAGGUACCAAUCACACCAUAGUCAACAUGAAGGAAGUCAUAAUAAGGAAAAAGAAUCUAAAUGUGGAGAAUGUGGGAAAGCCUUUAAUAGUAGGUCAGACUUGAUUAAGCAUCAGAGAAUUCAUGAAAGCAAAAAAAGUGAUGAAAAUAAGAAAUGUGCCUUUAUUCGUGAUGCUCAGAUUACUAAAUCUCAGAGCAUUAAUACUGCCGAGAAACCUCAUAAAUGUAAGGAAUGUGGGAAGGCCUUUCAUUCUAACUCACAACUUAGUAAACAUCAAAGGAUUCAUAUAGAUGAGAAACCCUAUAAGUGUACAGAGUGUGGAAAGCCAUUUCCAUCUACCUCACAACUUAAUUUACAUCAGAGAAUUCAUACUGAUGAGAAAUACUAUGAAUGUAAGGAGUGUGGGAAAGCCUUUACCCGUCCCUCACACCUUAUUCGACAUCAGAGAAUCCAUACUGGUGAGAAACCCUAUAAGUGUAAGGAAUGUGGGAAAGCUUUUCGUUAUGACACACAACUUAGUCUUCAUCAGAUAAUUCAUACUGGUGAAAGACGCUAUGAAUGUAAGGAAUGUGGGAAGGUCUAUAGUUGUGCCUCACAACUGAAUCUACAUCAAAGAAUUCAUACUGGUGAGAAACCUCAUAAAUGUAAGGAAUGUGGGAAAGCUUUUAUCUCUGAUUCACAUCUUGUCCGACAUCAGAGUGUUCAUACUGGUGAGAAACCAUAUAAAUGUAAGCAAUGUGGGAAGUCUUUUCGUCGUGGCUCAGAACUUACCAGACAUCAGAGAGCUCACACGGGUGAGAAACCUUAUAAAUGUCGGGAAUGUGAAAUGGCCUUUACUUGUAGCACAGAACUUAUCCGACAUCAAAAAGUUCACACUGGUGAGAGACCCCAUAAAUGUAAGGAAUGUGGGAAGGCUUUUAUUCGAAGGUCAGAACUUACUCAUCACAAGAGGAGUCAUAGUGGUGAAAAACCCUAUGAGUGUAAAGAAUGUGGGAAGGCCUUUGGUCGUGGCUCAGAACUUAGUCGACACCAGAAGAUUCAUACUGGUGAGAAACCCUAUGAAUGUAAGGAAUGUGGGAAAGCCUUUAUUCGUGGCUCACACCUUAGUCAACAUCAAAGAAUUCAUACAGGACAGAGGAGUGAAUGAAGGCAUGUGGGAAGCUUGGAAUUUAAUUGACACCUGGAAAUUCAUACUAGUAAAACACAAACAAAACCCCCUCUAAUUGUAAGGAAUAUGGGAAAGCAUUUAAGGUUAACAACUUAAUAUCAGAGUUCAUACUGUGGAUGUGAGGGAGUCCAGAAUUUGAUAUUUGUUACUGAUUUAAAACCUUAUAAAUGUUAUGAAUUGAGAGGGGUGUAUUUGUGUUUCAGAAUUUAUUAGACAUCAAUCAAUUGGUGAAAAAGUGAAAAACUCCAUGAAUAUAAGGAAAGUGGAAAGGCUUAUUAGGAAAGCAGUGUUAGAGACAUUAAUCAUUCUAACUUUUCUCAACAUCAAGGGUCAAUUAGCCCUUAUGGGAAAUCAGAAGUCAUAAUAUAAAUAUUUAUAUGGAGCACCAGUUUGCUUUAGCUAACUAAUUAUUCAUCUGAUAAUUCAUACUAGAGGAAGGCUACAUUGUUAAAAAUGCAGCAGAUUCUUCCAUUCCAUUCAACUCUUGUUAAAUGUUUGCAAGCUCUGAACUGAAUCAGAGUGGGAAAGGAUUUAACCAAUAUUUAGUGUUUACUUGGCUUCACCAUUAUUACUCAUUUCUUAUAGGGCUAAUGACUUAACCAAAUUCUCUCAUUUAUCAAUUAGUAAUAUUAGAACCAUAUUUCUUAGUAGCAUUGUGUACAUUGUAUCCCUUAGAAUAGUGUCUGGUUCAUAUUGAAAGUGUGUUAAAUAAGAGGGGCUUUCUUCUUUUUUUUUUUUUUUGUGGUACGUGGACCUCUCACUGUUGUGGCCUCUCCCGUUGCGGAGCACAGGUUCCAGACGCGCAGGCUCAGCAGCCAUGGCUCACGGGCGCAGCCGCUCUGUGGCAUGUGGGAUCUUCCCGGACCAGGGCACGAACCUGUGUCCCCUGCAUUGGCAGGUGGACUCUCAACCACUGCGCCACCAGGGAAGCCCUAGAGGGGCUUUAUUCUUAAUUUUGUUUUCCUAAUUGUGUAUUAGAGAGCAUAUGAGAGGAAGGCCUUAUGUGUGCAGUGCCUAUAUGAAGCUCUUACAUCAUCUUUCUUCAUGGAAUGUUAGAUAUUUCCUUCUGGAGAAAAAUUUUAAAACAAGCUUUUCAUAGGUUGCCCUUUUCCCCAUUAGGGGGUUCAUAAUGUAAAGAACCCCAGUAGAAUAAAAGUGGGGUGCUGUGAGGUCAGAGGGAAGACUUAGAUAAUUUUUUUUAAGACCUUCUAAAAAACAAGAGACAUAUGCCAUGAUCUCUGGCCUCUCUUUUAGUGAAUUAGAAAAUAAAGCCUCAGCCAAAAUCCAUUUCUCCACAAGGAAAUUUAAGAUACUUGUAUAAAUAAUUUUCACAUUAAAAAGGAAAUCAAGGCAGGGCUUCCCUCAUGGCUCAGUGGUUAAGAAUCCACCUGCCAAUGCAAGGGACAUGGGUUCCUGCUCUGCUCUGGGAAGAUCCCACAAACCGCUGAGCAACUAAGUCCGUGCUCCACAACUACUGAGCCUGCGCUCUAGAGCCCGCGAGCCACAAAUACUGAGCCCGAGAGCGCCUAGAGCCCAUGCUCUUCAACAAGAGAAGCCACCCAAUGAGAAGCCCAGGCACUGCAACGAAGAGUAGCCCCCGCUCACCGCUUAGCCCGCGCACAGCAACAAAGACCCAACGCAGCCAAAAAUAAAAAUAAAUAAUUUUUUUUUUUUAGAAAAGGAAAUCAAAGCAAAUUAUCAUUAGGCAGAUUGUCAUUCAAAUGAAUGACAAAGAGACAACUUCAUGUUAAAAUUUGUAGGAUGCAACCAAAGCUUUACUGAGGGAAUUUAACUUCUUUCAGUAUGUGUAGAAAACAGGGAAAAUUCAAAGCAGGGCUUCAUUCUCACUUCCUUAUACUUAGUGCACUGCCUAUUCCUGGUAGGUUCCCAUUAAACAUCUGUUGAUCAGAGGAAUGAGAGAGUGAAUGAAUAAGCAUCCAACUCUAGUAUGUUGAGGUGCUCUAACAAAAUAAGUGCAAAGCCCCAAAAAACACCUUAAAUUUUUGAAGUGAAAAAGAUUGCACCCUAGAAAGAAAAAACUCAAGCAUCAUAAGUGAGAAAGGAUAUGUAACUACAGAGAUGAAGGAGAUGAAGAAAUAAGCCAAUAUUGUUUGGCUGACACUGUUGGUUGCCUGUCCAUUGGUAUUAACCAUUCUCCCUUUGCCAGGAUUGCCUGCUGCCCACCUAAGUCUAAAUGCCAGAUGCUUGCCCUCCUAAUUGCUUUGCAGCUGGGCAUGUGUGUAACAGUCCCGGCCAUAGAAGAUCUAAGCAAAAAGUCUGCAGGUGAGCUUCAGUUAAAUAUUGUUUACUAACAAAAUAGGAGGAAAUGGUCUUCCUAUAUACAGGAUGCAUGUCUCUGUGUCUGUGUGAUACCUGGAAUUAUGGCCAUUUUACAACCAGGGGAGGCGAGAAACUGAGAUUGGCACAGGAAUAACUUGUGUCUUUGACAUUAUUGAGAUGAUGAAACAAUUCAGAACUGCCCUGUGCCCGGAUGGGUGUGAACUAAGAAAUUCUGUGCCUAUAUGUUAUAAGUUUAUAUUCAACUUUAUAUAUCCGAGUCCUAGAAAAAAAUAUUUUCCUAUACAUACACGUUUAUUCCACUUUAGUAACAUGAGAAAAUGUUUAUAUUCAGCUUUUUAUAGUGUAUGUGAAAUUACAGAAAAAGCAUUAUUUUCUUAAACGUAUAUGUGUGUAUAUAUAUACAACUUUGAUUUGUUAAGAUGUAGGAAAUGUCUGUUUGCAUUUAGCGUCUCACAGUAUAUGUUUAUAUGCAGUUUUUUUUAGUAUGUCUGAAAUCCAGGAAAAGUAGUAGUUUCCUGAAUAUAGUAAGAACCAAGAAAAAACUAAUUAAAGAGCUACACCAUAUAAUUCCUCUAGUACUAGAGUAGAUAAAAUCCAAGUCUUUAAGAUAUAAAGAGUAUCAGCUAUGAGGCUAACACAACCCCUAUACCAAAUUUGGAAAAGGACAGCAUCCAGCUCAAAUCAGCUAUAAAAAUAAUCCAUUGUACUCAAUGGUAUAUGAGUAUUCCAAUUAAAAUAGCAAGUCAAAUCUAGCAGCCUAUUAAAAGAAAACAGAGGGGUUGUUUUGUCUAGAAUAAAAUGGUUCAUGACCUGAUCUGUCAGAUUGUAAAAAAUGUGAUGUAUAAAUGUAGUGUUUGCACGUUGAAAACUAGACACUAAAACAACUUAUCCACUGAAAGUAGUAAACUGUUAGCAGCAUAUGCAUAUUCAACUGCUGUGAGGUCACUGCAUUGCCCUCUUAAUCACACCUCAUGGGGUGUAAUCAGUCACAGCAUUUGGAAUAAUCACCAUCCAGUGUAUUCCACCUUUGCCCCACACUUUAGAAAAAUAUUACAUACUAAGUUUAAUGUAAACAUGUAUUAUGUGACAGAUUAAAUCGGUCAUAGCUAAAUAUCAAUCAACCCAUUGGAGGACAAUUUAUAACAAAAAUUUGAGCAUUUUUUUUAAAGAGGGAAAUGAUUACUAAAUUUUAUCUAUACUUUCUCUACAAUUUCUAACUUUUUGAGUUAUAAUAAAUGUUAUAGUUAUAAUGAAUGUCAAGAAAUGAUUCUCUGUAGACUGGAGGUUGCCAAGGGGGAGGGGGUUGGGAGAGGGUUGGAUUGGAAGUUCGGGAUUAGCAGAUGCAAACUGGUAUAUAUAGAAUGGAUAACAACAAGGUCCUACUGUAUAGCACAGGGAACUAUAUUCAAUAUCCUGUGAUAAACCAUAAUGGAAAAGAAUAUGAAAAAAUAUAUGUAUAACUGAGUCACUUUACAGCAUUAAUUAACACAACAUUGUAAUUGAACUAUACUUCAAUAAAUUUUAAAAAGAAAUGAUUCUGAUUUUUUGCCCAUGUAUACAUAUUUCUAUUUUCAAGAUUUGAGAGUUCUAGUCCAAAUUUAUGUAACAUGUUUUGCCAAAAAUGAGAUAUACUGCAAAGGUUUAAACAACACAGAAAAAAGAGCUAUCUGUACCUAUUUUCUGAAGUGCCAACAUCAAAAGCCUUUCAUCCUUUUCUCCAUACCCUCUCACACCCACAUUGGAGCUUUAUUUUCGUAAUGGGGGUUAUGGCUGGGAGUGGUGUAGUUUGACUGGGAUUGUGCUGACACAUUGAAGUAUAUAGCCCCCUUUUCUCACUUGAUAACAUACCAGUGGACUUCCUUCCAAUCAAAACCUACAGAUGUAACUAGUUAGCUUUAAAUGAUUACAUAGAAAAAGCACAUUAAAAAAUGCCCAACAUCGCUAAUUAUUAGAGAAAUGCAAAUCAAAACCACAAGUACCAUCUCACACCAUUCAGAAUGGCCAUCAUCAGAAAGUCUACAAACAGUGCUGGAGAAGGUGUGGAGAAAAGGGAACCCUCGUACGCUGUUGGUGGGAAUGUAAAUUGGUACAACCAUGGUGGAGAACAGUAUGGAGGCUCCUUAAAAAACUAAAAAUUGGGGCUUCCCUGGUGGUGCAGUGGUUGAGAGUCCACCUGCCGAUGCAGGGGACAUGGGUUCGUGCCCCGGUCCGGGAGGAUCCCACAUGCCGCGGAGCGGCUGGGCCCGUGAGCCAUGGCCACUGGGCCUGCGCGUCCGGAGCCUGUGCUCUGCAAGGGGAGAGGCCACAGCAGUAAGAGCCCCGCGUACCGCAAAAACAAACAAAAAAACACACCUAAAAAUAGAACUACCAUAUGAUUCAUCAAGCCCACUCCUGGGCAUGUAUCUGGAGAAAACCAUAAUUUGGAAAAUUACAUGCACCCCAGUGUUCAUUGCAGCGCUACUUAUAAUAGCCAGGACAUGGAAACAACCUAAAUGUCCAUCAACAGAGGAAUGGAGGAAAAAAAUGUGGUAUAUUUAUACAAUGGGAUAAUACUCAGCCAUAGAAAAGAAUGAAAUUGGGCUUCCCUGGUGGCGCAGUGGUUGAGAGUCUGCCUGCCAAUGCAGGGGACAUGGGUUCGUGCCCCAGUCUGGGAAGAUCCCACAUGCCGCGGAGCGGCUGGGCCCGUGAGCCAUGGCCGCUGAGCCUGCGCGUCUGGAGCCUGUGCUCUGCAACGGGAGAGGCCACAGCAGUGAGAGGCCCGUGUACCACA
This is a messenger RNA of Globicephala melas (long-finned pilot whale), 8575 nucleotides long. Lineage: Eukaryota; Metazoa; Chordata; Mammalia; Artiodactyla; Delphinidae. The record is from RefSeq and is a predicted model, not a curated record.